Messenger RNA from Penaeus chinensis, 3107 nucleotides. RefSeq lists its product as uncharacterized. The record is from RefSeq and is a predicted model, not a curated record. NCBI's taxonomy places the organism in Eukaryota, Metazoa, Arthropoda, Malacostraca, Decapoda, Penaeidae. Bases 1 to 2970 code for a protein of 989 amino acids. Gene Ontology annotation, molecular function: protein binding. The transcript is spliced from 4 exons.
AUGGCUGCUUCCUGCUAUACCCCGGGAUCUCAGCCCUCAUCCUCGACGACAACGCCAUCACACGCUUUCUCCAAUCUGACGGCGCUGGAGACUCUGUACCUCGGCGGGACCAACUUGGCCUUCCUUCCGCCGGAUCUGUUCGCGCAGCUCCACAGCCUGACGUACGUGAACCUCGACAGCACCGAACUCCGUGGCCUGCCCCGGCAGCUGUUCAGCGAGAGGCUCGUCGAGAACGUGACGCUGGAGAUGGAUGUCCCAGAGAUGGCGGUGGUGCCGUGCGCCACGCUCAGCCGUCUCCCCCAGGGCAGCAAUAUCAACAUAACUUCACAGUACCUGUGGGCUCCUACGCCCGAGGAAGCACUGAACUGUUUGGAUGUCGCGCCCUUGCCUCUCAAAACUUCGCUGUGUUCUUUGUACGGCCGGGAAGAUGCGGCCAUUGACUGCAGCGUCUUGAGUGAGGAAAUGACGCCUGUCACGACUUCCCUGGCGGAGGCAGAGGUGCUCUCCGUCUUCGGGCUCUCGUCUUCGCGCAUGAUAUUUCGGGCAGAACUCGACCGCCUGAAAGGAGAGAUUCCCGGAAACCCGCGCUGUCUGCCUUCCCAAAUCGACAAAAUAUAUGACUUCCAGGUGUACUACCGACACGCCGAAGACGUCGAGCUGGAGACGCUCUACUUCGACCUGGCUGACCUUUACCUCUUCACCUCCGACACGACGCGCUCCGUGAGCAUUAAGGCCGAGACGGUGGUCCUGAGCCAGGCCAUCGCGCCCGUGCCCUUUGCCCUCAGCAUCUACGCGCGCAGGGUCAUACUGGCGGAUGACCUCCUUGUCUCAGUCUCUCUCGCCGAAGUCUCCCCUGAGUUCGAUGCCGAAUUCUAUCGCGCCCAACACGACGUCGGCACGAUGAACGGCGUCACGGUGGAGAAGUUCCGCCACGGCCACGUCACGGUCUUCAUCCUGCAGUCGGAGGCUUGUCUGCCCCCAAAUGCUCCUGACUUUUCGGCCGAGUCCGACGACGUCCUGUCUCCGACCUCGCUUGACCUGAGCCUACACUGCGGGUAUGUCAUGCUCGAGGAGGACGCGGAGCAGCAGCUGCUGGUAUCUGAGACUGCGGCGUGGGUCAGAAAUAUCACCUCGGCAGCUACGUCAGGAGAGAGCUUCAACAUCAACCAGCAGGCGUCUGACUUGCUGCAGAGGAGUAUCAUGGUGCUCAGUAACAGCACCGAGUCUCAGGUCGUUCCCUACGUUACCCUCGUGGUGUACAUGCCAAUGGUUGACGCUCUCAAGGAGAACCUUAAGCUCUUCAGGAGCAUUUUGGGACAACUGCAAGAUAAACUUGAGAGAAAUGCCAAUCGCUUAUUUGACAUGACGCUGUCUUUCGAAGAGAGAAAAACUGAUCUUCAGUUUGUCAGCGACGAGUCAGCCCGCGCUCUGCAGGAGGCACAGAACGUGUGCGGUUCUCAGGAGCAGAAGUUGAACGACCUUCGCCUGAAAACUGACGGCGUCUAUAACACCGUGUUCGUCGUCAACGACAAGUUCUUGGCCGCGCACGAGAGCCUCGAGAAGAACUACAACACCCUGCAGAACAGCAUCGAGCACGAGCUCCACAACAUGUUCCUGAAGAAGUGCAAAUCUUUCUUCAGGGGAAUGUUCGGGCUGUUCACCGGCACAGCAGGCCUGGGCGAUGUCGUCGACGGCGUCAGUGACGUGGGUCGAUACAAGCGCGAGCUCAACGAGGCCAAGGAGGUGCUCACGGACUCCAUGCUCCAGAUAAACGAAUUGAUGGCCGACGUAGAGGUCGUCGUGGACCACCUGGCGGCCAUCGACGCGCCGGACGCCGGCCAGAGCCACAACUGGACCGCCAUUUUCCCCAACAACGAGCCGCUCCUCGCCGUCGUCAGGAAGCAGACGGUGUCUAAGUACCAGUGGGAAAUCGUCAACGAUAACAACGACAUCGUUCUCGACGACGAAGACAUGAAGAAGCUGGGCGGCGCGAACGAGUACAGGGCGAGUUCGAAUCUCAUGAAGGACGACGGCCAGUGCCUCGCCAACAACAUCAUCUCCUUCUCGAAGCUCAUCCUCGACAUUAGGGACGAGGAAGGAAACCUGAAGGUGGCACAGCUCGCGGUGGACCAGGGCGAGGACAAGCUCGACGAAGUGCAGGGGAUGCUCUCCGACACGGAAACUAACGAGGAAAACUAUAAGGAAAAGAUGGCUCGCCAGAACCUGGUUAUCAUGAACCUGAUGUACGACCUCUAUCGCAAGACGCGCAAGGACAUGGUCGUCAUGAAGAGGGUUCUGGACGAGUUCUGCCAGGCUUACUUCUACACCUUCUUCUUGGAGUGUCCGGACGACCUGCGACCUCAGCCGUCCGACGACUAUGACUCGCUGCUCUACAAGUUCAGUCAGCUGCAGUUCGAGUCCCUGAACUCCGUGGGGACUCUGGAUCCUCCGCCGCAGCCCUUCACGAAGACACUCCUUCUGACGGACCAGAAGGAGAACUGCACGGCGCGGGAUCCCUUGUGCCCCAUCACGACCUUGCGCCAGCAGGGGACGGUCGACGUGGACUUCAGCGACUGGUGGGGGAGCGAGCUGCUGCACAAGGACCGCGUGCGAGUGGACAGGGUGCGGCUGUACCUUCAGGGGACCGGGGAGGACUUCGUGGUGCUGCAGGUGACGCAGCCCGCCGUCUUCAACGACACGUACCUUGGCGAAGUGUACACCUUCAUCGGGCCGGCCUCCCAGUGCUUCGUCAUGUACGAGGACGCGGCCCACGCGACCAUGAGCGGGGCCUCCUACAACACCGACUGCUCCACGCACGCCAACUACGACCAGUUCUACAGCAGGGCCACGCCGUUCGGAAGCUACUCGGUGACGCCAGUAGGGCCGACCGCGGCUGCAGCGACCUCUGCCAUGGAGGUGCUCCUCGAAGGCUCCUGGAUGCCCAGGACAAGAAUAAAAGCCUCAGCUUAAGGGACGUUAGUUGGAAAAUCUAAGGAAAUUUCCCCUCAACCUGCGUGUAUCCUUCAUAUUUUACAGGUCAUUCUGUCAGAUUCCUGAUUUCAGAAUAGCUCUUGCAAUACGAUUCUAAGAAAAAAUAUAUAUCUAUA